Molecule: messenger RNA, 1350 nt
Organism: Symbiodinium sp. CCMP2592
Lineage: Eukaryota; Dinophyceae; Suessiales; Symbiodiniaceae
Source: the annotation of a GenBank genome assembly
AUGCAGGCGACGCGGCCAGAAAUACUCCGCGGAGUCCGUGUUUGGAGGCUGUUGCGUUACUUGCCGUCGCUGUGGCUACGAGGCAAGCGCAACGAUCUGCACGGAUUGAGUCAGCAAGCCACGCAGUUCGAUCAGUUUUGGUCCCACAGCUGGCAGGGUUCGGGGUGGACCAAGUACACCAACAUACUUUACCUGCAUAACUGCAUGCCGGCAAGCAUAGCAGGAACAUUGAGCGCCAACAUAGCCUGCGGCCUUGUCUCUGCUGGCUUUUUGGAUGUACAACAGCGAUGGUGCUUGCUGUCCGGGUUUGUCGCCUUUUGUACAACCCUGUUACUCUGGCAUCCGCGAAAGUUCGUAUUUCUAGACAUCGUCUGCAUUCAUCAAACUGACAACGGUCGAAGAGGACAAGCCCUCUUAAGUAUGGGUGCAUUCUUGAAGCAGUCGAAGUCGAUGCUGGUUCUGUGGGAUCCUACGUGGGUGAGCAGACUGUGGUGCAUCUUCGAAAUCGCCGCCUUUCUACACAGCCGCAGUCCCGGUUGCAAGGCAGACCUUCGGAUCGUUCCUCCCUUGUUGGGGCCAUCGCUUCUGGGAGGUGAGGUGCUGGCCUGCGCAGUCUGCAUGAUCUUUCUCUACGUAGAAUCCUCCAUGGCUUCUUCGGAAGGGUCAAUACUCGUGGGGGAGCUCUAUUUGAUGGUCAUUGGCCUGCAUGUUGUGCUGUUCCUAAGCUUCGUGAUACACGCUCUUCGAGGUUAUGCCCGCAGCGUUGAAACGCUGCAAGAGCAACUCCGUGACUUCAAGGUCGAGCAUGCCCGAAGCGCUUGCUGCGAUCGCGGCCAUGAAGACAAGUCUGUUCUAUGCGACCGAGAGGUCCUGCUGCAGUGCAUCGAAGCAUGGUACAAAUCACUGGACAGGUUUGAGUUGCAAGUGCAGUCUGAAGUGCGACUGGCCAUCAUCAAUGAGCUUGCACACAACACCCUCUCUUAUCAACACGUCUUGCUUCUUUCAACUCCGUAUGUCUGGCUUCGUCUUGAGUAUGCAGCCAGCCACGCAGGCGAUCCCAUCCGGCAGGUAGUCGACUUGGCCCAGACUUUUACUUACUUGCUGGCAAUCUUCCCUGUGGUUGACAAGUUGGGCUUCCGUUUGUGCUACCGCCUAAGAGCACGAUGUUGCAAGCCAUACUUGGAUUUCUUGCUCUCGAUGGUCAUCGUGAUCGGUGCCUUCAUGCUUUACGUCGUCUGCUAUGCGAUCCAACUCUACGUCUUCCGUCAAAACGACCGCGGACUUCUCCUGAGUGUAAUCUCAAUGCUUUCAUGGUGGACGGUCGCGGCCAUCCUCUGGCGAUUCAUCUGA